GUCAAGUCCGCGAGCUCGAGCCGUGCAGAAAGGGACCGAGGCGAGCAUCUAGCGCGCUUUUUCAACCCCGAUCGUUGCGAUCCGAUCGCCGAUUGCUAGAUUUCCAAUUUUCCUCCUCGUUUUCCACGCAUAGGUGAAGUUUGUGAACGUCCUCUGUGUUUGGUUUGUUCGUUUCGAAGGAUCGAGGUUUCUUUGUGUAUUUUUAUUUUCGGUUUCGUUUUGGAUAACAUGACUUCGAGCUAUACGUGAGAUUUUCGAAGAUCCCCUUCUGAUCGCUUUUUCCCAAAUACUCAUUCCUCGGUCAUCCAGAAUAUCGUGUAGUGACAACCGAAAAUAAGACUGUGAAAAUUAUGCGUGCGUACUUUUGGUACGCAGUACUACUCCUCGGGUCUUGGUGUCAGUGCGAACCAAAUAACGGCGAUCUAGGGUAUCGCAUUGGCUACUCUUCGUCCUCCGCCUCCACGAGAUGCCCCAAAGGAUGCUCCUGCUCUGGCACAACGGUGGACUGUUCUCAUCGAGGCUUGACCCACGUGCCGAAGAACAUCCCUUUGGACACCGAAAGAAUAGACCUACAAGGAAACAAUAUCUCAACAAUAUAUGGCAGCAACUUUGAAGUUCUGACGAAACUCAGAAUUUUGCAACUGAGUGACAACCAGAUCCACACAAUCGAAAGAGAUGCAUUUCAAGAUCUCACAAACCUGGAGAGGCUGCGUCUCAAUGGGAACAACAUCAGGCACAUCCCUGACAACUUGUUCUCCGCCAUGCCUAAUUUGCUCAGACUGGACCUGAGCCAUAAUUUAAUCACCGUAAUUGGAAGGAAGACGCUGAAAGGCAUCCUGGCAGUAAAAAAUCUACAAUUGGACAACAAUGUUAUCACCUGUAUUGAUGAUCAAGCGCUGAGAAGUUUCAAGGACCUGGAAAUUUUGACAUUGAACAACAACAACCUCACUUGGAUUGGCAAGGAUAUGUUCAGCAACAUGUUCAGGCUUCGCACCUUACGCCUAAAUGACAACUUACUGCACUGCGAUUGUCAAUUAUCAUGGCUGGCCAGAUAUCUACGUCACUCGCCAAGGUUGGCCCAAUACACCAAAUGUCACUCGCCCAAUCAUCUGAAGGGUCAAAACGUGGCAGACAUACAAGACCAAGAAUUCAAGUGUUCUGGCUUGGCGGAAAGAGCAAUCAAUGGUGAAUGUAUAAGUGAACCGCAGUGUCCUCAUCCUUGUAGAUGUGCCGAGGGAAUUGUGGAUUGUAGAGAGAAGGGACUGACCAAAAUUCCAGAUCAACUACCAGAAGGCACAACGGAACUGCGUUUGGAACAGAACGAGAUCACAGAGAUUUCCGCUAAGGCUUUUGCAGCUCACAAAAGGAUUCGAAGGAUAGACUUGAGCAACAAUAAGAUUUCUAAGAUUGCACCAGACGCUUUUAUGGGACUCAAAGCUUUAACCUCCUUAGUUCUGUAUGGGAAUAAAAUCAAGGACCUUCCUGCCGGUGUUUUCCAGGGCCUGAUCUCCCUGCAGCUCCUCCUUUUGAACGCAAACGAGAUCUCGUGCAUCCGCAAGGACACUUUCAAAGAUUUACGCAGUCUGAGUUUGCUUUCACUCUACGACAACAAUAUCCAGAGCCUGGGUAACGGCAGUUUCGAUUCUCUGAAGAGCAUUCAAACACUACAUUUAGCUCGGAAUCCUUUCAUCUGCGACUGCAAUCUGAAAUGGCUCGCUGAGUAUCUCCAUCAGAACCCCAUAGAAACCUCUGGCGCGAGAUGUGAUUCGCCCAAACGCAUGCAGAGACGUCGGAUAGAAGCCUUGAAAGACGAGAAAUUCAAAUGUCAGGAAGACUUCAGGACUAGGUUUGCUGGGGAGUGCUUGAUUGACAACGCAUGCCCAGCAGGUUGCACUUGCGAUGGAACCAUUGUGGAUUGUUCGGCCAGGAGUUUGAAGGAGAUUCCCAGAGAUAUUCCGCUUUACACUACAGUUUUAAUGCUGCAAGACAACGAGCUCACUAAGAUCAAAUCAGAUGGACUUUUCGGCCGCCUGCCAAACCUGAUCAAGUUGGAUCUGAGGAGGAACCAAAUCACCGGAAUAGAAGAGAAUUCGUUCGAAGGCGCUUCCAAAAUAUCGGAACUGAUCUUGUCCGAUAACAAGCUGUUGGAAAUCCACAACAAGAUGUUUCUUGGACUGCACAAUUUGAAACUACUUUCGCUCAACAACAAUCACAUAACUUGCGUCAUGCCUGGAUCGUUCGACCAUUUGGCGUCUCUUCACACUCUGAAUUUGGUGCAGAACCCUUUCGUUUGCAACUGCCACCUCGCCUGGUUCUCUGAAUGGCUGAAAAAUAAAGGGCUGAGCGGUUCACCACCCAAAUGUAACAAACCAGACAGGGUGAAAGACGUUCUUAUAAAAGAGCUGCCGAAGAAUGAGUUCAAAUGCACGAGUGAUAACGAUCAGGGGUGCCUUGGUGAAAACUAUUGCCCGCCAACCUGCUCUUGUACAGGAACUGUAGUCAGAUGCUCUAGGGCUGAUCUGAAGGAGAUACCGAGAGGUAUACCACCAGAGACUUCCGAGUUGUAUUUGGACUUCAAUUUCAUCACUUCAAUCCAAGCCGAUAGGUUGAGCCAUUUGAAGGCUUUAACCAGACUGGAUAUCAGUAACAAUCAUAUUGGGAUGUUGUCAAAUAACACAUUUUCAAGUCUUUCCAAGUUGUCGACACUUAUUAUAAGUUAUAAUAAGUUGCAGUGUAUACAACAGAAUGCUUUAGAUGGUUUGGGUUCACUCAGAAUACUGUCAUUACAUGGAAACCAGAUAUCUAUGAUUCCGGAAGGGACGUUCACUAAUCUGAAAUCAAUAAGUCAUAUAGCUCUCGGUGCUAAUCCACUCUAUUGUGACUGUUCCCUAAGAUGGUUAUCGGAAUGGGUCAAGGUUGACUACGUAGAACCAGGAAUUGCGCACUGCUCCGAACCGCCGAAUAUGAAAGACAAGUCGAUUUUAUCCACACCAUCUUCUGCUUUUGUAUGCAAAGGCAAGGUGAGCAACGAGAUCCUGGCAAAAUGCGACGCGUGCUUCACAUUUCCUUGUCGCAACGGUGGCGAAUGUGUCACUCAACCGGAGAGGGAUUACACGUGUAAAUGCGCGCCAGGAUAUCACGGCAAAAAUUGCGAAUUCAUGAUAGACGCCUGUUAUGGAAAUCCCUGCAGGAACGAAGCUACAUGCAAAGUGCUACAAGAAGGCAGAUUCAGUUGUGUCUGCCCUCCGGGUUUCACCGGCUUGAGGUGCGAGACUAACAUAGACGACUGCGCCGAGAACAAGUGCCAAAAUAACGCCACUUGCGUCGAUCUCAUCGAUUCGUACCAGUGCAAAUGUCCAGCAGGAUUCAUGGGUGAUUACUGCGAAACGAAGAUCCCGUUUUGUACCGAUAAGUUCAACCCGUGCAAGAACAACGCAAGAUGCGUGGACCACAACACGUACUACACGUGCGAAUGUCUUCCCGGAUUCAAGGGUGCCAACUGUUCCAUAGAUAUAGACGACUGCGAAAGUCAUAUGUGCCAGAACGGAGCUGCUUGUAUCGAUGGAAUCAACGAAUACCAUUGCAAAUGUACCGGUGAUUUCACCGGUAAAUUCUGUGAAAUCACGCCGAUGGUUGCCAUGAUGUACCCGCAAACGUCACCUUGUCAGCAUCACGACUGCGUGCAUGGGGUCUGUUUCCAGCCAGCUGGUUCUAAUGAUUACUUGUGCAAAUGCGCGCCUGGCUAUUCAGGCAAGAAAUGUGAGUACCUCACCAGUUUAAGCUUCACCCACAACACUUCAUACGUGGAACUUGAACCGCUACGAACAAAACCGGAAGCAAAUGUCACCAUAAUUUUCGCAACGACAGAAGAAAACGGUGUUCUUUUGUACAAUGGUCACCAGGAACAUCUGGCAGUAGAACUGUUCAAUGGUCGUAUAAGAGUUAGCUACGACGUAGGAAAUUAUCCAGUUUCCACCAUGUACAGUUUUGAGAUGGUGUCAGAUGGUAAAUACCACGUCGCUGAAUUGAUAGCGAUCAAGAAGAACUUCACAUUGAGGGUUGAUCGUGGCCUUGCUAGAUCAAUAAUCAACGAUGGUUCUAAGGAUUACCUGAGAUUGUCAACUCCAAUGUACUUAGGCGGACUACCACCUGAACCAGGGCAACAAGCUUUCCAACAGUGGCACCUUAGGAACAUCACGAGUUUUCACGGUUGUAUGAAGGAGGUCUGGAUCAACCACAAACAGGUCGACUUUGGAAACGCUGCCACUCAGCAGAAAGUCCAACCGGGCUGUGGUAUUAUGGAAACGGGCAAAGAUGAGGAUGAAGAACACGAACAGCAAGAAGACGAAAUGGAUGGAAUGAUCAAGGAGCCAGCCAGUCCACCCGAUCCUUGCCUGGGCAACCAUUGCAAGCACGGCAGUAAAUGCGUGGGACUUGAAAAUGGUGAAUACUCUUGCAAAUGCAAGGCCGGGUACAGGGGAAAGUACUGCGAGCAAGGUGAGGAGGAAUCUCCUACUUGUCGAAAGGAGCAAGUACGCGAGUAUUAUUCCGAAAAUGGAUGCAGAUCUAGGAAACCUCUUAAGAUGGCCAAGUGUGUAGGGGGUUGUGGAUCAAGUUGCUGCCAUGCAAGAAAGAGCAAGAGAAGAAAGGUCCGACUGAUAUGCAGCGACGGCACCCGCUACACUAAGGACAUCGACAUCGUGCGCAAGUGCGCAUGUACGAAGAAAUGCUACUGACUGACAGACGCCGCUAUUCACAUUUCUGACGCGCAUUCGCAACACCUGAAUGCGUUCCCCGCCGAGCCCGACCAGCUUGAGGCACCCCGAACAGCCCCCAUGACAUCGAAGGAUCUCAGACAAGACUUAAACGUACCCGAAAUAACCACCGAGUCCAACCAGCCCUACAAGUUGACGUUCUUCAUCGAAAACGAGACGGAGGACGCCAAAGGUUUGCAGCUGACCGAUCUCAGCCAGUCGAACCUGAAGCCGGAGCAGUAUUACGACGAACUGGUUGUUGAGGGUUACGAGGACCCUCAGGAUAAGAUCCGACACCCGAGACACGUCUCUCACGAACCUCGAUGUAUCAUGUCGGCUUUUCUGUAUUUCAUCACCAUCACCACCAUCGUUUACCUCUGCAUCAUGUGGGUGAAGCGACAAAUGCACAUCCACAUGGAGCAGAUGCAGUGGUGGUGAGGACUGGUUUCGAGAGAAGUUUCAGAGUCACGUGAAAUUUUGGAAUAUUGUAAAUUAGAAGAUGUCUCCCACUAUUUUGGUUCAUUUAUAUUGAACAUCGGAAGAUUCGGUUGAAUCUUUGAAAUAGUUUUUUGAAUAAAAUUAAGUGAUAAACAAAAUGG
Molecule: messenger RNA, 5353 nt
Organism: Coccinella septempunctata (seven-spotted ladybird)
Lineage: Eukaryota; Metazoa; Arthropoda; Insecta; Coleoptera; Coccinellidae
Gene: sli
Product: protein slit
Exons: 32
Coding region: 351-4736 (1461 amino acids)
Biological process (GO): negative chemotaxis; axon guidance
Molecular function (GO): calcium ion binding; heparin binding; Roundabout binding
Source: RefSeq, a predicted model, not a curated record